UUUCUUUAUUGUUUGUUCAUCGUUCCUUCUCAGAAGGGCGGAGCCAAACGGAGGAAAAAAAAAACACAGUCGAUUUUGGAAAAAAAAAAAACCAUGUAUUCGUAUCAUCAUGGUUUGCGUAUGAAGCAGGUUAUUCAAGUUUCUUGGGAACCAAGUCUCUAACAUGUCUGCAAGAAGAGUAGACAAUGGCGUAAUCACGGCGAUCGCCAUUGAUAAGGACAAGAACAGCCAACACGCCUUGAAGUGGGCGGUUGAGAACAUCGUUGUCGAUGCUCCACAAUGUAUCCUUCUCCACGUUCAACAAGGAAACACAGGAGCACAUUUACAACAUGACACUCAAGACGAGGUGUACGAGUUCUUUCUUCCUUUCAGAGGAUUCUGUGCACGAAAAGGAAUUAAGGCCAAGGAGGUUCUUCUUCCCGAUAUUGACAUCGCCAACGCUAUUGUCAACUACAUCACCAACAAUUCAGUUUCAAAUAUCGUUGUUGGCGCAUCUACGCAGAACCCCUUUUUCAGUUACGAGCCAACGAACUCCUUCAACUCCACUGAUUCCGAGAGGGAAUCAUCUGUAUCUACCCAUCACAACAAAGCGCAGUCAGAUUUCAUCCAAUCCAAUUCACCUCGCAUCUCGUCACCACAAUCUCUAAGUGAGUUUUCUCGGUCAGAGACUGAUAAUAGCAGUUACGGUGUGGUAUCAACUGUGAGUUCUUACACCAUCUCUGAUAGUUCCACUACCAACGGAAGCUCCAUCUCUUCCACAUCAACGAUAACUGAUGCACUGGAGAGUCCACGUGCGUUAAACUUCGUGGAACAACAGAAUCAAACUCUUGAAGCAGAGGUGAGGAGACUGAGACUCGAGUUGAAGCAGUUUAAUACCCCAAAGGGAAAAGGCACUAUGAGCCAAAAAGAAAGCUCGCAAGAACUUGGAGGCAACGAAAUCCAAAGUGUAGACGAAGCAAUACAGCUGCCUAGAGCAUUGUCUAAGGAGAGGCAGACAAGGCAUUCUGCAAUCCAAGCAGCAGAAAUAGCAAAGCGUUUAGCGAAAAUGGAGAGCCAAAAGAGAAGAUUACUAGAGAUGCAGGCCAACUUGGAUAAACAGAGGAUCGUGAAUAAGGUCUCUUACAGGCGUUACAGUAUCAAAGACGUUGAAGGUGCAACCAAUGGUUUCUCAGACGCCCUAAAGAUUGGUGAGGGAGGUUAUGGACCUGUUUACAAAGCUGUCCUUGAUUACACUUCUGUCGCUAUUAAAAUAUUGAAGUCCAGUGUCACACAGGGCCUGAAACAAUUCCAACAAGAGCUUGAGGUUCUGAGUAGCAUGAGACACCCUAAUAUGGUGAUCCUUCUUGGUGCAUGUCCUGAAUAUGGUUGUCUUGUGUACGAGUACAUGGAAAACGGAACACUUGAAGAUCGUCUCUUCUGCAAAAACAAUACACCCCCACUUUCGUGGAGAGCAAGGUUCAGAAUAGCUUCUGAGAUCGCCACAGGGCUUCUUUUCCUUCACCAUGCAAAACCUGAGCCUAUAGUUCAUCGUGAUCUGAAGCCAGCAAACAUUCUACUCGACAGACAUCUCACUAGCAAGAUCAGUGACGUUGGUCUAGCUCGCCUUGUACCUACCUCUGUGGCUGAUAGCUUCACUAACUAUCACAUGACUUCUGCAGCCGGUACAUUCUGUUACAUCGACCCUGAGUAUCAGCAAACCGGAUUGCUCGGAGUGAAGUCUGACCUUUACUCUUUUGGUGUGGUGCUUCUGCAAAUCAUAACAGCCAUGCCAGCGAUGGGGUUAGGCCACAGAGUAGAGAUGGCGGUUGAGAAAAACAAGCUCCGAGAGAUUUUGGAUCCAACAGUAUCAGACUGGCCUGAAGAAGAGACUCUGGUGUUGGCUAAAUUGGCUUUGCAGUGCUGUGAGCUGAGGAAAAAGGACAGACCUGAUCUUGCUUCAGUUCUCUUGCCGGCUCUGAACACGCUGAGAGAGUUUGCAACAGAGGAUCAUGAAAGGAUCCAGGAGAGAACAUCUCAUGUGAUACACACUCACAAUUCAGCCCCGGUUCCUACCUCUCAGAUCAACCAGAAGCCGACAGUGAGAGUACCUGAGAGCAACAGAGAUCUAGAUCCGGUCAACACUCGUAGUCAUUCCGUACCAAGAAGAAGUCGACACCCAAGAUCAAACAGAAGCAAGAGCAAAGGCAAUUAUCGUUGGUUUUUCAUGAGUUGUGCUCCAUCCAGAGUUCAGUGGGGUGAUCUACCAUAGUGUGUGUGAAGUUCCGUAUAUCUUUUAUAUGAAACACUUUCAUAACUUUUUGACUUUUGAUAAUGUAAAAUGUAAUGAUUUGUUUAUUAUAUGGAAGAAUGUUUUGCAGGAAAAUGAACUUCUGUAACAGAGCAUAUUUUUCAGGCAACUUGCAAACACUGAAAUUUCAAGACUUUUUAGUAGGAACCAAGACAAUUACUCGUCUGAAAUAAACUAGACGACCAGAGGCUAUUGAGAGACAUACAAAAGCCACAAGACAUCAAACAGAAGACAGUCCAGUGAGAUAGAACCAGAGGAAAAUAAAUAUACAAUCUUUGAGAAUCAAGAAGUACCAUUUAUACUCACUCUCUCCUCGAUGAUUGAUCAAC
Messenger RNA from Thlaspi arvense, 2616 nucleotides. NCBI's taxonomy places the organism in Eukaryota, Viridiplantae, Streptophyta, Magnoliopsida, Brassicales, Brassicaceae. The record is from the annotation of a GenBank genome assembly.